Messenger RNA from Manduca sexta (tobacco hornworm), 2488 nucleotides. RefSeq names its product sphingomyelin phosphodiesterase 1. Gene Ontology annotation, cellular component: lysosome. The transcript is spliced from 10 exons. The coding region runs from base 337 to 2313 and encodes 658 amino acids. Gene Ontology annotation, biological process: ceramide biosynthetic process; sphingomyelin catabolic process. Gene Ontology annotation, molecular function: acid sphingomyelin phosphodiesterase activity. Lineage: Eukaryota; Metazoa; Arthropoda; Insecta; Lepidoptera; Sphingidae. The record is from RefSeq and is a predicted model, not a curated record.
CAAAUAAUUUUGUGAUAACGUGAGAAGCACACUUGACGGUUGUGAUCAUGGAGGUUUAGUGACAGUGUACACGACUAAAUGUGUUGACAUAAUAAUAUACACCCUACAGGAGCCUUGAAAGGAACGGCUAUACAAAGAUAAUGGUUGCGUGAUAUGAUAUACUUAUUUACUUUAACGACUUAGCAAGUGAAAGACUCGCCCGCAUAACAGUAACAAUACGGUCUAAUAUUAAAUGCACCAAAUUCGAAAAUAAUUUCGAUGAUCCGUGGGUGCACCUAAGUGCUUACAUAUAAAAUCGGAAUCAAGGCUUAUCGUUCAUAAAUUUAAACAGUAAAGAUGAGAAUUCUCGUGUUUGUGUUAAUUAUGAGUUAUAGUUCUGCAAGUCAACUCAUUUCCUUUGAUGUCGUCGAUGAGUUGUUAGCUAAAUUUAUGAAGAAUGCAUUAACGCCAGAUGAGAAAAUAAUUCUUCAGGAUGUUUUCGUGAUCUUACAAAGAUCCGAAUAUGCUUCAAUUGAAUCGUUUGAAAAAAGCAGUGGAAGCAGAAUGAGUCUUGAGUGUUUAGUUUGCCGAAGUGCAUUUGCAGCUGCAUUUCAAGGACUUGAAAAUGGUCAAACUGAUGAAGAAAUUACUGAAGUAAUGACUACGCUAUGUGUUUCCAUUGGCAUUCAAACUUAUAACGUCUGCAGAGGCGCUGUCGCUUUAAACGUGCCGAUUAUCUCUUACAUUGUAAGAAACGUACCUGCAGCAACCGCAGCCGCAUUUUGUGGUUUAGUGUUUCAAACAGCACACAAUCCAAAUGCGUGUCCUUUUCAAGACACUAGGUUUGACUGGCAAGUAGAACUACCGGAACGACCCACCGAAGUAGCAACCCCAAUUUAUGACUCGAAACCAUUAACAAUCGCAAUCAUCACGGAUGCUCACAUCGAUCCACUGUACGAGGCAUUCGGCGUCGCCGACUGUGACGAACCGACCUGCUGCAGAGUGGGCCAGAACCCGGCCAGGAACUAUAAACACCUAUCGAACGUAGAAGAGUCCAUUAUAGAACAAAGUAUAGUUAAUAAAAACGGAAAUCUGUCUUUAGAUUUGGGCAUGGUUCCUAAGAUUAAAGAAUUAAGAAAGUCCUCUCAAACAAAAUUCACUCCCAGAAAUUCCCCACCGGCUGGUUACUGGGGUGACUAUCGCAAUUGUGACUCUCCUAUAUGGGCCUAUGAUGAUGUCAUCGAAAGAAUUGCUGAAACCCACAAGAAUGUAGACGUGCUAUAUUACAUUGGCGACACGAUAGAUCAUGGUGUAUGGGAGACAACAUACGAGUUAAUUAAUAAUAUAAACCGCUACUUCAUUGAUAAAAUAAGGAAGAGUUUUGGCGAUGAUGUUUUAGUUGUUCCCGUGCUUGGAAAUCAUGAAUCACAACCGACUAAUCAGUUUGCGCCAUCAUCAGUGCAAGAACCCUAUCUGAAUACAACGUGGUUGUAUGACGCUAUAGCAGAAAAAUGGGGCUUCUAUUUAACGGACAAAGCCAAGGAAUUGAUAAGGGAACGCGGCGAAUUCUCCAUUCAAGUUCGACCUGGACUAAGAGCAAUUGCUUUAAAUAACAAUGUCGCUUAUAAAUACAAUUGGUGGCUUGUGUAUGAUCCGUUAGACGCUAAAAAACACCUGGAUUGGUUAGUUCAAGAGCUAUAUGAAGCAGAAAAAGCCGGAGAAAAAGUUCAUAUUCUUGCACACAUUCCGCCGGGAGUACACGACCUUUCACACACAUGGACUAGAGAAUACAAUAGAAUUGUCAACAGAUUCUCGUCGACUAUCGCGGCAGAAUUCAACGGUCAUACACAUUCUGACGAGUUUAAAAUAUUCUACGACAGUGAAGGUAGACCGAUCAACAUGGCGUGGGGCGGUGGCAGUGCAACUGCCUACACUUUCUACAACUUGAACUACAAAAUCGCUGCAAUCGACACACAAACUUUCAUGCCAACUAAUAUAGUAAAUUAUGUGUAUAAUCUUACGGAAGCCAACUUAACUCCGAACAGAAGACCACAUUGGUUCCAGUUGUAUGAUAUGAAAAAUACUUUUGGACUUGACAAUUUAAGUCCUUCUUCAAUGAAUAAUUUAGUUCGCAGAAUGGUUACAACUAAUAGAGAAUUACUGGACAAGUAUGCGGCAUUUUAUUCAAAAUUAAGUGACGCUCGUUGGCCUUACUGUAAUACAGAUUGCAAACUCGAUAAUCUAUGUAAAACUGUGGUUACGGUUCUUUGGGAAAGACAGAGAUGUGAAGAAUUGAGAAGACUUUAUUUUCAAUCAUCACGCGGGAUAAAAUAAUGAGCAAUUUAAAGCCAUAGGUAUAUGAUCAACUACAUUAAUUAUAUGAAACCUAUAGCCAAAAUUUUAAAAUUUCAAACUUACAAAGCCACCACGAAAAUUUUAUUUGCAGAUAAGAUGUUUGUAUCUAGACCUGAUAUAAUACACUGUCUAAAUAAUAAAACAAUUACAUAUA